GACCUUCGAAAUGUCAAUUUGUUCCGCGGCAUCCUAGCCACACAGUAAUCGGUAGAUUAUUAUUUGAAUGAAUUUAAAUCUAUUCUAAAAUUACUUUUUCCGUUAUAUAACAAUACUAAAGGUUUUGCACUUAUUCUUAACUACAAAGGAGCCACAUUGCAACUGUGCUAAUAAAGACAUUUUAAAAAAUGUAACAUAACCUAAGAGUGUACAGUGAAAUUGUCAUUCCGAUAAAAGUUUAAAGUAUAUUUGAUCCGAUUAGUUGUGUGUUAGUAAACUUGAACUAUGGACGCCGGAGGGGACAGAGUGUUGCAUUCAACCAAUGUAGCUGUGAUUCGGGAGGUCUACGACAGCGAAUACUCGCAACACAGUUUCUCCAUGGAACUGGAGAAGGCCUUGGACAGUAAAUGUUGUGUUAUAGUCAUUGAACCUAGUCAAUUGGGAGAUGAGACUGCCCGUUGGAUUAGUUUUGGAAAUUGUCUUCAUAAAACUGCUGUAAUUACUGGAGUAGCUUCAUUAGUAUCAGGUUUUAUGUGGAAAAGCAGUUUGACACCCCAAGCACAUCUCAGUAUAUUUUCUCUGCUGUGUACUGGCUUAUACACAGCAUCGUGGCAAUUUGAUCACUGUGUAAAAUAUCAAGUGGAGAGAGACCCCCGUAAAUUAGUGAGACUACCCAUUUUAGGAGCAAUCACAUCAGCAUCACCAGUUGUUCUUGUCAGAAAGGAUGACACAAGGAGGAAAAUUUUACAUUGUACUGUAUCGUUUGCGGCAGCAGCUUUUUGUAUAUACAAGUACUACAGAAUUAUCAAAUAAAAUGCCACUGAACAAUGCUACAAACUUAGUAGAUAUAGCAAUAAUGUGUUGUUAGUGAGAUACAUUGGCAUUUUUUAUAGAAUUUCUGAGAUGUUUGUAGAGUUUUAAUAGAAAAAACUUACACUGUGUUGAGUGAGACCCUGUAAAAGUAUUAUUUAAACAGCCUCUUGUAUCAUUGGUGUGUUUGUUUAUUAGAUCUGCAAGCCAAAAUGAAGUAUUAAGACCAGUGACAUUGUACAGUAAUGCAUUUAAAAGUUCUUGUCAUUCUCACUAAUAUAUACUGUGACCGCUACAACGAUUUUUUCGCAGUUUACCCACGCUUUUUAUUAUUAUUGUCUUGUGUUAUACACUAUUUAUUUAUUAUUUUGUUAUCUAAAUUAUUUGCAUUUACAGUCUCUGUUUUUGCUCCUUUUAUGUUAUUUUAAAGAAAACCGGACGUGUACCCCAUUGUUAAUAAAAAAAAUUAUUGGCUAGA
This is a messenger RNA of Aethina tumida (small hive beetle), 1288 nucleotides long. It is a transcript of the gene Pmi, whose product is annotated as transmembrane protein 11-A, mitochondrial. Gene Ontology annotation, cellular component: mitochondrial inner membrane. Gene Ontology annotation, biological process: inner mitochondrial membrane organization. The transcript is spliced from 4 exons. The record is from RefSeq and is a predicted model, not a curated record. The coding region runs from base 286 to 813 and encodes 175 amino acids. NCBI's taxonomy places the organism in Eukaryota, Metazoa, Arthropoda, Insecta, Coleoptera, Nitidulidae.